Messenger RNA from Scatophagus argus, 6988 nucleotides. It is a transcript of the gene mideasb, whose product is annotated as mitotic deacetylase associated SANT domain protein b. The record is from RefSeq and is a predicted model, not a curated record. Gene Ontology annotation, cellular component: histone deacetylase complex; transcription regulator complex. The transcript has 13 exons. NCBI's taxonomy places the organism in Eukaryota, Metazoa, Chordata, Actinopteri, Scatophagidae. Gene Ontology annotation, biological process: negative regulation of DNA-templated transcription; regulation of transcription by RNA polymerase II. Gene Ontology annotation, molecular function: transcription corepressor activity. The coding region runs from base 666 to 4016 and encodes 1116 amino acids.
CACUCUCUGGGGCCUUUUUUUGCAUUCUCCCACAAAUAAGACCUUCCUUGCUGUGUCAUGUGCACCACCACACAUGCAUUUAAGGAAGAAUUUCGUCAGUGAAACGAUAAAAAUAGGAAGUGCGUGAACUGGAAAGACAGUGAAUAUUAGACGGAGUAGCCGGGUGUGCCCUUUCCCUCCAUCCCCGCGGUCCUCCCAUGUGUGUUGGAAUUUCCCGCAUAUACUGAGAGGGAUUUUGCUCCGUAAAUUACAGCGCCUUGCAUGGUGGAGGAAGGCCUUUUAUGGGCAUGGAAGUAGGCGUGGCCAGCGAGUGUUGGCUGGUGAUGGGAGGAGGAGGAGGGGGGUCACAAGACAAGCAGAGACACGGAGAGACUGGAUGUACAGCAAAAGGCCGCAUUGCCAGCGGUGUUGCCCAUGAAUGACAAACACACGGACUUCUUCAGAUCUACUCACCCCAGGCCAGAGACCUCUGAUUGGGUCACCAAGAACGAGGGGAAGGACAAGGGGAAGAGAAGAUUAUCUCCGUUGACUUUGCUCUGCUCGAUGUCAUUGUAGUUUUGCAGCUCUGCUUUUAUUGUAUGUGACCCUCUGAUAUAGUUAGUUUACAUCCAUUGGAGCAUUAGCAGCUGGUUCCGUUGGAAAUAUUCACCUGUUUCGGCUUAUUCAUGCCCGUCAUGAGUGUACCAGCCCAGCAGAAACCCAGCACCAAAAGAACAGGCAAACGCAUCACGUUUUUCAACGAACAAAGCGUAGCAAUGAAGGAGACUUCUCAGCACCCUGAGGGGUCCUACUAUGUCCCAGGUGGCACUGCCUCAGACCCAGGACAGAGCGAGGCUGCAAGUACUGUCACCUCCAAUCCAGAGGGCCCUCACAUGUUCCUCAGUUCUGUCAUAUUCAGCCCAGAUAAGGGUGACCAGAGCAGGGGUCACUAUCAGCAGACUGUACCUAUGAAGUGGGCCCACCAGGAGCCGAGUCAGCAGCAGCCAUCUCUGUCCCAGCAGAGAGCUGCGUCCUGGAAUACCAUGUCUAACUGGGGACAAAACAUUUCUAAUUACAUGGGAGGAGUUAAUUUAACAGACUCAAGGACCCCGAAUGCAUUUGCAAAGUCGAUACACGAGACUUCUGGCUUACAGACUCAUCAGCAGCCCCCCAACAGAGCUGCAGACAAGUUGCCUAACCCUGCAGUUGAAGCAUACAGGGAUGCAGUUAAGAGUCGACUGGACUGGGAGCAGCAGCAGCAGCAGUCCCAGGCCUUUCAGGAGACCUUGAAACCUGGAGCACUGAACACUCAGCAGCACAGCACAUCCCACCCAGGAGGAAGCUCAGUUUUGCAGCCCUUCCAGUUGGCCUUUGGUCAGCCCAAGCAGCACCUGCCAGCCUACUACCAGACCUUUCAAGGGAACAGAACAACCCUUCCUAACCCACCUAUCUACGCAACACAAGCAAAACCCCCACACCAAUUGCAGCAGCUGCAGAAGCAAGAGCAAAUACGCCAGCAACAGCAGCAGCAGCAACAACAUCACAUAAUCCAGCAGCAAAUUCAGCAACAGCACCAUCAACAGAUACAGCAACAACAAAUCAUUCAGCAUCAACAGCAUGUACAGCAACAGCUACAGCAGCAGCAGCAACAAAUACAGCACGAGCAGCAGCAACAAAAGAUACAGCAGCAACAACAGCAGCAACAGCUCCAAAUUCAGCAGCAAAUGCAACAUCAGCAGUUGCAACAACAAAACCCUCAUGUGCUUGACUAUUACCCAGGUGCACAAAAUGCACACCCUCACCCACAUCCACAGCCGGUGGUGGUACACUCACAGGAGUCCUCUGCCCCGGCUCCCCCAAAGAUACAGGAACCAAUUAUCCAGGACAUCACCCCAGAACCACAGCAGCCUUCAGAUCCGCUACAGCCCCCUCUCCAGUCUGAGCCCCUGUCCCAGUCACAAUCACAGACGCAACUCCAGUCCCAAACGCAUCUCCGCAGAUCACGACGGCUCUCCAAGGAAGGUGGGGCACCAUCCGACAACCCUUUUCUCCCGGUCUCUUCAGAACAGGCUGUCCCAGGGCCACAGGGCUCCCAGCAAGGGGCCCGUGACAUCCAGGCAGCCCCCACAGGAGUAAUCCAGAGCACACGCAGGAAACGCAGGGUGUCCCAGGAGGUCAACCUGGAGACCCUUGCUCAGAAGGCCUCAGAAAUGGAAUCUCUGCCGUCACAUGAGCCCCACAGGCCGUGGAGUCCCGCUGACUCAGAGGGUCUGAACACCAAGCGGCCUCGAGACGACAGCCUUCUUCCGCUUGUCAUCCCUGUGUCUGUUCCAGUUCGAAGGCAGGAACCCUCUUCUCCUGAUAGAGAUGAAGCAGACCUGGCCUCCAGCUGGCCCCCCAGACCUGCAAACCCCCAGGAACUUGGCCGUGCCGACCACAAGCCUUCGGUCAUCGUCACCCGGAGACGUUCACUCAGGAACUCCUUGUCAGAGAGCUCAGAGCAGAACGGAGGAGCUGAGGGAGACAAAGAUGAUGACGGCAAAAAGUCCAAACGGCGUCCCCGGCCCGAGCCUCUCUUCAUCCCGCCACCCAAACCUGGUUUAUUCAUCGCCCCUCCUGUCUACUCGAGCAUCACACCCUACCAGAGCCACUUACGUUCCCCCGUUCGCCUCGCCGACAACCCCCUCACCAUGCCUCCCUACACACCUCCGCCAAUCCUCAGCCCUGUUCGUGAGGGCUCUGGCCUCUACUUCUCCACUUUCUUGUCCUCCGCCGCAGCUGCUGCAGCCACCAGCCAGGGCCUACCACCUCCUGCAACCCCCAAGUCAGCAACACGCAGCCUGUUGCGCUCCAACAGCUGCGACAUCACACCACCAGUUCUGUCUGCUAUGAGCGAGGCCACUCCAGUCAGCAUUGAGCCACGGAUAAAUAUCGGGUCGCGAUACCAGGCGGAGGUGCCAGAGCUGAGGCAGCGGUCAGCUGUCGAGCUGGAUCAGCAUCGUGCAGAACUGGUCUGGGCUCCUCUGACUGAACUGGAGGAAAAUCCUGACUUCCAGGCUAAAGUGGAAGACCUCAUGCACCUGGCCUGCUCCAGUGCUUUCUGUGGAGGAGGAACCAAUCAGGAAUUAGCCCACCAUUGUUUGUACGAGUGCAAAGGAGACAUAAUGGCUGCGCUGUCCCUCCUGAUGCUGAAGAACCCAAUUUUCCCCAAGUCUCAUAAUCUGGCAAAGUACCACUACUCAGGAUCAGACAGCUGGACUGCAGUUGAGAGACGCCAGUUCAACAAAGGCAUCACUGCAUACAAGAAGGACUUCUUCAUGGUGCAGAAACAGGUGAUCACGAAGUCAGUGGCGCAGUGUGUGGAGUUUUACUACACCUACAAGAAACAGGUCAAGAUCGGUCGCAACGGGACGCUGAUGUACGGCGAGGCCGAACCUCUUGAGAGCAGGACCACCGAGGAGGAGAUGGACCACAAGCAGGGCUCUCACAGAUUGGAGCCACAGCAGGAGGAGGACAGCAGGAAGUGGGAAGGGUCAGCUGACAGGAAACAGGAAGUCGGCCCCACCAGAGUGGCUCACACGCUGCACUCAACUCAGAAUCCUGGGACCGUCCUGAUCAUGAAAGGCCAAGAGGACGUAGGGAGGGACGCGCCGCUGUCCCGGGUCAUCCACCCCCCUCACCCACCCCCUCCCAGCACCAAAUCACGCUACGACAGCAACGCACGCAGGACCAGCCCUUCAACAGGCAACAAAGGCGCAGCCGGGCAGGAGGGGGAGUUCCCCUGCAAGAAAUGCGGCAGGAUUUUCUACAAGGUGAAGAGCCGCAGCGCCCACAUGAAGAGCCACGCCGAGCAAGAGAAGAAGGCCGCCGCGCUGCGCCAGAAGGAGGCCGAGGAGCGAGCGGCGGCAAAAGCAGCCGCCGAGGCCGCCGCCCUCCUCGCUGCGCGGCAGCAGAACGGGACGCGGCAGUUGGGCGGAGACAGCACCAAUGACGAUUCGUCAGACGGGGAGGACGAGGACGAUGAGGACUGGCAGUAAGGGAAAGGCCGCACGCGCUGACUGCUCCACGCCACGCUCUCGGUUUGGAGGAGGAACUUGUAAAGAAUUAAGAAUCCCUCCUGUGAACUUUGUGUAUAUUUUGUGGAACAAGAAGACUUCCGUUGUCUGGCACAUUCAGGGACAGAUUUACUCCCGUGUGUGUGUUUACCUGUGUGUGUGUGUGUGUGUGUGUGUGUGUGCGCGUGUGCGUGCGUGUGUCUGUCAGGACUUUUCAAAAACUUACCAACGCCCCUUUACUCUGCUUAUAAAGCUUUUCAAGAGUUACCUCUCUUGGUCACAGGGCUCGGUCAAAUCAUAGCCAUGCCGCCUCUCGGCGCUGUCCUGCAGUCCACGCCAGGCCGCGGCCUUCCUCAGCACUUCGAGUCUCUCGCCCUGCGUCCUUUGGCAGACGUAGAACUGGUUGGAUCCCGAUCCCGUCUCUGCCCCUCGCUCGAUGAGCAGCAGCACGUGCUUGUACUUAAAGCUGCGUUCCCAACUGGAUGAAGUUUUGGCGACACGGACACUGAAAUCUGACAGCUGGGGGGGGGGGGGGGAGCGCGGCGAGGCGAACAAACUGAGAGUCAUGCUGUUAGUUCCUCUGCUCAAAGUCGGACGGACGGAUGGACGGAAGGCAUGUGAAAACUGUUGCCUUUUGUUUCGCCUCUCUUCGGCAUUCAAGGCUGCCAAAAGCUUUCUCAGACGCAUGUUGUGCACCAAAUGGGUUCCCUCUAGCGUUGUUCAUUUGGGCUUUAGUUCUGUGAAUCCCUCUGCAGCCCUCGUCACUUUUUACAGUUACACUUUGUUCCUCACUGUUGAUGCCUUGGAUGUUUUGAUGCUUUUUAUCUUGAAAUGACAAUCAAUUGUACAUUGUUGCUGUUGUUGCUGUUGUUGUUGUUUUUUUAUAAAUAUAUAUAUGUGUGUGUAUAUACACACACACACAUAUAUAUAUAUAUAUAUACAGGUAAAGGUUACUUUUUCUGCCUGUGUAGCUAUACAUGGUUAUUGUUGUUGUUGUUUUUGUGAAUAUUCUUGUUUAUGAUUAUUAAUAUUAUUAUAUUCUGGUUUUGGCUGCAAUUUAUUUGAGCGCUCUUCUGUACUUGUCCAUAGCUUAUUUUUCUUUCAUUUUUUAAUUUAAGCAAAAAAAAACAAACAAACAAAAAAAAAACAAAAAUAAUGCUACUUGCUGCCUGUUUAUGACUGUGAGAUUUUUUUUUUUUUUUUUUUGGAAGCCAGAAAUGAAGAAAAGGCAGAAACGUAUGUGCAAUAGAACAAGUUGACCCAUCUGCCCUCCCCCCUUCUCUCUCUCUCCCCCUCUCCCUCUCCCCCUUCUCUCUCUCUCCCCCUCUCCCUCUCCCCCUCGUCGUGUCAUGGCUGCCUCUCUGUAACUGAUAGGAGGUUCAGACUCUGACUGUUGAAACCGCAGCUCUCUGUAGAUCCACACAGCAAAGUGGGAAAGACGGCAAACGGCGCAGAACGAAUAUCAACGUUUAUGACCUGCUUUUACUACUUGACAUUUUGAGCCCGAGUUCACUUUUUACUUCGUCCACAUUCUCUUUGGGGAAAUAUUUUCCUGAUGCAAACAGGACGUCAAGAGAAGCAGAAACAUUCAGUACUGUAGACCACACGUAAACCAGAUUUUGCAGGCGGACAGGAGGUUUUGAAUGCAACAUGCGUACAUUUUAUUUGCAUUUUAAAACCAGAUGAUCAACAUUUGUGAGUUUACUUUUGUACGCUUCGCACAGACUCAAAACAUGUCGCUAAAUUAUUUCCUGUCAUCAGCACAGCAGGCCUUCACGGAAGCAUCCAUUUCAGCAGGUUUCCACAGGAGAUUCUGAACUGUGUUAUUCAACUUUCUGGUCCCCGUAAACUGAAACCCGUAAGGCCAGAAAAUGUGUCUCAAGCUACGUUUACAUCGUUGUGACACUAACCCUCCACUGUUACUUCAUCUGUGUGGGUCAUCAGUUAAUGAAGGGCAGUGGAGAAACUAGUGACUCAUGCAGUGAAAAAAUAAAUCUGCAGAUUUUAUUCGGUUCAGGAAAAAAAUAAAAAUUUAAAUGAUCUGCGCUGGACAAGCUACCUGGUUGUGAUUAAGGGUUUGAUAUUUUUUAUUUUUCUUGCCCUGAUUUGUACUUAUGGUUGACUUUUUUUUCUGUCUACCUUGUUGCUUGUAGCAGGCACUGAGUUGGGCUGUGGAAACAGCAUGUUUAUCUCUACAUAUCUCUCUGCUAAGCCCUUCGGCCCUGAGCCAGCUUCUGUUGCCUUUGCAACAAAUGGGUUAAAGGGUUAUUUUCCUUUAAAGGACAAACCACAGUGGGGAGUUGGGGGGAGCGGGAAAGAAACGGCUCCAAUUACCAGUUACUCCACAAGAUAAUCCUGGGUCUAUGCACAGACUGUUUGUAUGCGUGUGUGUGUGUGUGUGUGUGUGUGUGCGCGCAGACAUACUGUUAAAAGUGUGUGUGAGAGUGCUUUGAAGUCUAAUGUUAAACUGUACGCCAGUCAAUGGGAGGGAAAAAAACAAGUUUUUGCAGACUGUUCACGUUUGGUAUGUUAAUUUAUAUUUCCUUUUUAUUUGAGCUUGUCCUGAGGUUCUCACGAGGUUGGAGGGCAAAGUUGUCGUCCACGUAAAGGUUUUCAAGCUGUUUUUAAAAGAAGAAGAAUCAGAUGAAAUCGAGGCCACGGCAAACACGCAGCUGUAAAUUCUCCUCAUCUCAUCCAGUUGGCUAAGGGAAUUUUAAAGGGGGCAAAAGGUUUAUUUAGCUAAAGAUUAGAAAAUAUAUAUGAAUGAAAUUCUAUGUUUGCAUACUUUCUAUGCUAUUUUCAUAUGGGGUUCACACUAAUGACGAAACAGAACGGAAUCUCAAGUGCUUUUUACUACAGUGUAACUUAUUUGUUUUUGAUUUGAUUUUUACCACCUGUGUUUUUAGUAAUGAUUUAUGAAGCACUGUAUAUUAAAGUUUUAAAAUAUUCAUGAA